AUGCAAAAGAAUUUAAAUCAGUACUAAAGUACUCCCUCUCUACAAAAAAAUUAACAAAAUUUUGUAAGUGAGAAUUAAGGUUAUACUCAUUAAUAUAUGAAAAGCUAGUAAGAUUACUCUUAGAAUAUGCAAAGAUAGCCUGCUAACCCAAAUAAAUAUUAAAGCAAUUAGGUUAGCCAAUAUAUUUAAAAUAAUAAUAAUAAUAAUUUUGCUCCUACUUUAACGAACUAAAGGACAAUAAGUGGUGGCUAAAAUACUAAUUAUUUUUAACAAUAAAAUUAGCAAGUGUAAUAAAUAGAUUAAGAUGAUUAUGAGUAUACAUACUAAGGUUAAAAUCAAUAAUUAAAUCAUACUUUUUCUGAAGAUUCAAAUGUAGAAAAUAGCCAAGUUCAAUAUCCAUCAGAAAACAAAGAAAAUUCUUUAACAAAUCAAAGGUCGAAUAAAUAAAAUUCUCAAUAGUUUGAAGUUGAAAGAGGAAGCUAGCGCAGUUAGAAUGGGUAAGAUUAAAAUAAUCAAGAAAAAAUAACUAAAAAGAAGAGAACCCUUGCAAUCAUUACUUUAGAUGUAGGAGGUGGAAAUAGCGAUGUAAUUUAAGUAAUGGAAGGAGAUGAUUUGAAUGUUUUAGCUAAGAAUUUCUGCUUAAAGCACAAUUUAGAUGAUGAAUGCAUUUAAUAUAUUAUCAAAAAUAUUUAAGUAUAAUUAGAAAAAAGGAAAUAGAGGAAAAAAGAAAAACCUGCUGUAGAACUCAACACCAACCAAGAAUUAUAAAACAACAAUGCAUAAAUUUAAUAGUAAAAGCCUUAAACAAAGAUUUAAUAGAUGAAUGCAAGUAAAGAUAAUAAUAGUAAUUUUAGAAAAUCGAGCGAAUCACCUAAAUUUCCAGGAUUGAUGCAGUCUCAACAGGGAUCUAUUUAAAACAACUUAAAUCCGUAAGGAUUAAAAUAAAGCGGAGGAUUUAACAUGAAACAUUACAACAAUUAAGCUAUCAUCGAUGAAUAAAACCAAAAGAAAAAGAGACCUUAGCAGCCAAGUUUUGGAUAAAAUUAAUUUUUUGAGUCAAAUUCUCCUCAAAAAUAAAAAAUGGUUUAUGAUCAAAUUAAUGAGGAGGACUAUGAAGACUAAUCAGCAGUUGGCUAAAGCGGUAAUGCUUCUAUGCCUGAUGAAAACUACGAAUACUUAGCAACAAAUAAAUAAAAAGUGAAAUAACAAUCUAAGAGUUCUAAUGGCUAAGGAUAUGAAUAAAUUCCAGCCAAAAAUGCUUUUUUAUCGCCACCUUAAAAUAAUAAAAUGAGUGCUUAAUAAUUCAGCUCUCCUUAGAGUGCAGCUGGCACAGCUUAAUAAUUCUAUAAUAGUAACAGUACAACCAAUGCUAUUUAAAGUUCAAGGUCUGGAAAUUCUACUUUUCCUAAUAGUAAUAGUUAGACAGGAGCAAAAAAGAGCAUCAACAACAAUAAUAGUAGCUUAAACAGCAAUAUUUACAAUUAUUAAGAAGACUAAGAAGAGUUUGCAAACGAACUAGAAGAUGAAAACUUAAGAAACCAAAGGGAAUUAGCAAAAGAGCUGCUUGAAGACGCAGGUUACGAAGAAAUGAACCAAAAUUCUAACAAAUAAGGCUUUUAGAAUAAUUAUAAUAUGAUGAAUAAUUAAUAUGCUCAGUAGUAAUAGUAAUUAUAAUAAUCGUCACAAUAAUAGUAAAUUUAAUUUAGUGGUAGGUAACAAACUCUAAGUAAAAGUGGAUAGGUUCCUAAAUAAUAAAUGGGAAAUUAACUUUACCCCUCUUAAAAGCCUCCUUAAUUUAGCUAAUUAUAAGAUCAAUAAUAAAUGGGAGGUAAUUAUAAUAAUUAAGAAGAAUUUUUCAACCAAGUAAACCAUGGAUAUGAAAAUAAUUAUGACUUCUAAGACUAGUAAAAUUUUAAUUAAGAGACAGAAUAAGAUCAAGUUUAGGAAUCGAGAAAGAAAAUUAUAGAGUAGAUUUCUUAAAAGCUUAAUAUAGAGUCAAGGAAGAGUCAGCAAGUUCCUACUAAUUAGAUAGAAAAGUCACGUUAAGGUUCAAGUUAAUUAAAUACUAGCAACUAAAAAUCUAGCAAAAAGGGAAGCAAUAGAAUUUAAUAGCAACUUGAAGCUAAAAAGGAAUAAUUUUUCAAUUCUUACUUUUCUUAAAGAAAUGUUCCUAACUAAAGUUCACAAUAAAACCUUAAAGAUUAAGACGAAUAGGAUGAUUUAGAUAAUUACUUUGCUAAAGAUGAUCAAAAUAAAAGCUCUGGAGUAUUUUAAGAUACCUCAAAAAGCAGAUAAUAAACAUUGAAUAAAGAAACAAGUUUUGAUUCUCCUUAAAGACAUAUUAAAAAAAGUUACAGCAAUAAUAAUCUUUAGCAAUAUGCUGCAGAGCAUGAUUAAGCUUAAGAUGAAGAAAAGAGUGGUGCUCAGCAGAGUUAUGAACAGUGGUAAAAGUUAAUCAAUUAGAGAUUGUUAAAUGGAUAAAAAGUUAAUUUAAAGGUAAAAAGAGUAUCUGGUAAUUAAAACACUCCUGCUACAUCAGUUAAUCCUGUUCAAGGAAAAGUUUUUUAAAUUCAAAAUAAUCAGCCAAGUACUCCUUCAAACUAGAAAAAAAGCUAGGUGUUUUCAAAUAACUAGAAAAUUGGAAGCAACAAUAGCAUAUCACCUAGAAACCUCAGUAAAAAUAAAAGUGCUACUUAACUCAACAAUAACCCAUUAUCAACCAGUUCGACAAAUAUUAACAAAAUGCAGCAAGAAGUUUUAUCUUAAAAUUAAGUAAACCCAUAUGAAAAGCUUUAUAUUUAAGGUCUUUAAUAAAUGGAGAGAAGACAAAGAAUGUUUGAGGAUAAUCUAGAAAAAUCUAAAGAAAAGGAAAUAGUGGGAUCAACUUUCCAUCCAAGCAUUUCACCUUAAUCUCGUAACAUGAAAUUGCAAGAUGGAGUUAAAUUAGAAGACUAUUUAAUUCUUGAAGGAAGAAAAAAUAAAGAACGUAAAGCAAUUGCUGCUCUAAUUAAAGAAGAAGAAAGUAACUAGGAGUGCAAAUUCAAACCUUAAGUCUCAGUUGUUAGUUAAAAAUUAGCAGAACAUCAACUGUCUUAAUAUGAUUCAAAUUACACUUCCAUUCACGAAAGACUUUACUAAUAAGGUCUAGAUGACAUUUCCAGUAAAGAAGAAUGGAGUAACUAAUAAUUUUACAGAAUAUACCCAUUUAAUCCAGAUUUGGGAGUUAACAAAGAUCGUAAAAUACCUGAAAAAAACUAAAAAGAGUUCGUAAACCGUUUAAUAAAUGAAAAAUAAGAGAAAGAAGCAAAAAUUCUUGUAUAGCGCUAGAAAGAGAAUGAAUUUGUAGACAAGCAAACAGGAUAAAAGCUUUUUCAUCCUAAGAUAAACAAAGACGAUGUUUACUAAAAGGUUUCAUAAAGGGUAGAUUUGCAAGACUAGCUUCUAGAGGAAGAGUUAAAAAGCAGAAGCGUUAGUCCAAUGAAUUCUAAGAAAGGAAGAGAAGUUAAUCCACCACGUAUUGCUUAGCUUAAGUGGAAUGAAUUACUGAGAAGCAACAGGCAACCUGAAUACUAUGAACCUAAAAAGAUAGGUGAUAACAAAGGGAGAUCUGUAACACCAAGAAACAUGAAAACUUUAAAUACAGAUUUUGAGGAAACAAGUUAUAUUCCACUCUCUUCAAGAGCUAUGGGAGCAUCUUAAAACAUGACAGCUAAUUAGGAAAUAGAAAAUAUUUUGAACUAGUCCUCUUUGAGAAACAAGAGAAUAACGAUAAAGUCUUCAAAGAGCAAAGAAAAGAUUUAGACAAUACCAACAAUUAAUUUAAAUAAAAAAAAUAUCACUCCAAAUUCUAGCAAUUAUUACCAUGCUUCAAAUGUAAACUAGACCAAAUUGCAUAAAAAUCCUUCUUAAAUAUUGAACAACUAAACAGGCUUAAAUUAAACUAAUUUCUCAUAAACCGGAAGAUCCAAAUCACAAAUAAAUUUAAAUCCUAAUUAAACCCAACUCUAGCUUUCUGCUAUCAGUCAAUUUGAUAAUAACAGAGUUUUUAAUGAUCACAAGCUAUCUGAAAAAAUAGCGAAAUUAUUUGAAGAGUUUGAUUCUGAUGGUGAUGGCAAAAUAAACUAAGUGAAUAUAGAUAUAUCAACAACGGACCCUGAAAUUUUAGAAAUCAUCUAAAAUGUGCUAUUUGAGAUAGACGAAAAAAAUCUUACUUUAAAUAAAAGCUAGUUUACAUAACUUCUAUGCUCACAUAAUCUAAUAAUACCUUUAAAAAGAUACUACGCUGAAAAAGAAGAUGAAAUAUGCGACGAAGACAUGACUGAUUAUGAUAUAAUUAGAUCAAACAUAUCAGCAAUUAACUUUUAAAACAAUUCCUAUAUGGAUCAUAGCUAAUUUAACAAUUAAAAUUUUUCAAGCAACCUUCUGGGAGUUUCUAAGUAGCAAUAAAAUAAAAAGUAAAGUUAAUAACAAUAAUAAUAUGAAGACUAUUACGAAUAAUAACAAUAACAGCAGCUAGUCCAAAAUCAAUAUUAGAUAAAUAUAAAAAAUGCUAGCAUCCAUAGCUAAAAUAACAAUAACAAUAACAGUAACAAUAAUAAUUCUCAAAUAAUAUAUUAAAAUAGUGUAAAUGCAAAUAACGUCAAUAACCUAUAUCCUAACUCAAUUACAAAUAAUAUAAUAAAUAGUUUAAACUAGAGCAACAAUAGAAAUAAUGUUAAUCUUUCUAAAAAAAGUUCUAAAAAUAAUUGA
Tetrahymena thermophila SB210 is the source of this 4749-nucleotide messenger RNA. RefSeq lists its product as hypothetical. The record is from RefSeq and is a predicted model, not a curated record. The transcript is spliced from 3 exons. Lineage: Eukaryota; Ciliophora; Oligohymenophorea; Hymenostomatida; Tetrahymenidae.